CAGAGGGGUGCAGGGGGAGCAAAAAGGGGUGAGCAAGGAGGGUGGCCAGUUUGGGGGGGAGCAGAAGAGAGGGGCCGCGGGGGAGGUGGGGGUAGAGCGGAGCAGCGGGGACCGAGGAUGCCAGCGCCGCGCGCCCCGGGGGAGCCCCGCGGGCUCGGGGAGCGCAGGUCGCUGCUGGCGCGCGGGCCGCGGGGACCCCGACGGUGGCGGCGGGCGGCGGCGGCCGCGGUGCUGCUGGUGGAGAUGCUGGAGCGCGCCGCCUUCUUCGGCGUCGCCGGCAACCUCGUGCUGUAUCUCAACAGCGCCAACUUCCAGUGGGGCGACGAGCAAGCAUCGCGCGCCGCGCUGGUCUUCCUGGGCGCGUCCUACCUGCUGGCGCCCGUGGGCGGCUGGCUGGCCGACGUGUACCUGGGCCGCCGCCGCACCAUCGUGCUCAGCCUGCUGGUCUACCUGGUGGCCUCCAGCCUGCUGCCCAUCACCGCCUUCCCCGACGGCCGCCGCUCCUUCUGCGGCGAGGUCCCCGUGUCGCCGCUGUCGCCCGCCUGCCCCUCACCUGGCUGCCCGCCCGCCCUGCCCAACCUCUACUGCGCGCCCACCCUCUAUGUCGGGCUGCUGCUCCUCGCCCUGGCCGCCAGCUCUGUCCGGAGCAACCUCACCUCUUUUGGGGCCGACCAGGUGAUGGAUCUUGGCCGCCAUGCCAGCCGCCGCUUCUUCAACUGGUUUUACUGGAGCAUCAAUGUGGGUGCUGUGCUGUCGCUGCUGGUGGUGGCCUUUAUCCAACAGAACAUCAGCUUCCUGCUGGGCUACAGUAUCCCCGUGGGCUGCGUAGGCCUGGCUUUCUUCAUCUUCCUCUUUGCCACCCCCAUCUUCAUCUCCAAGCCCCCCACGGGCAGCCAAGUGUCCUCUAUGCUUAAGCUUGCUCUCCAAAGCUGCUGUCCCCGGCUGUGCUGCCAGCCCUCUGCCAGACACUCUCAAGGCACCCAGCUGCUGCCUGAUGAGAGGUCUGCCCAGCCUGGCCCUUCCCCCCAAGAGGACGUGGCCAACUUCCAGGUGCUGGUGAAGAUCUUGCCCGUCCUGGUGACCCUGGUGCCCUAUUGGAUGGUGUACUUCCAGAUGCAGUCCACGUACGUCCUGCAGGGCCUUCACCUCCACAUCCCGAACAUUUUCCCAGACUCCCCUGCCAACAGCUCCGUGGCUCUGAGAGCCCAGGACAGCAGCUACAAGAUCCCGGAAGCCUGGCUCCUCCUGGCCAAUGUCAUCGUGUUGCUGAUCCUGGUGCCUGUGAAGGACCACCUGCUCGACCCUCUACUGCUGCGAUGCAAGCUGCUUCCCUCGGCUCUGCAGCAGAUGGCACUGGGGAUGGUGUUCGGUUUUACCUCCGUCGUUGUGGCAGGAGUCCUUGAGAUGGAACGUUUAGAAUACAUCAGAAACAACCAGACAGUUUCCCAGCAGAUCGGGGAGAAAAUAUACUACGCAGCACCGCUUUCUAUCUGGUGGCAGAUCCCUCAGUACCUGCUCAUCGGGAUCAGUGAGAUUUUUGCCAGCAUCCCAGGCCUGGAGUUUGCGUACUCAGAGGCCCCGCGCUCCAUGCAGGGCGCCAUCAUGGGCAUCUUCUUCUGCCUGUCGGGGGUGGGCUCGCUGUUGGGCUCCAGCCUGGUGGCACUCCUGUCACUGCCGGGGGGCUGGCUGCACUGCCCCAAGGACUUCGGGAACAUCAACAACUGCCAGAUGGACCAGUACUUCUUCCUGCUGGCCGGCAUUCAGGCUGCCACGGUGCUCCUGUUUGUCUGGAUUGCUCAUCGCUAUGAGAGGGCGGCUCAGGGCUCGGCCUCCCACGGCAGUUCCAGCAGGGACAGGGGCUGAACACGC
Molecule: messenger RNA, 1869 nt
Organism: Equus quagga
Lineage: Eukaryota; Metazoa; Chordata; Mammalia; Perissodactyla; Equidae
Gene: SLC15A3
Product: solute carrier family 15 member 3
Exons: 8
Coding region: 118-1863 (581 amino acids)
Biological process (GO): transmembrane transport
Cellular component (GO): lysosomal membrane
Molecular function (GO): transmembrane transporter activity
Source: RefSeq, a predicted model, not a curated record